CGAAAACAUUUGAUAACAGCAUGUCGGAGCAACAAUUUGAGGACAUGAUCGCAAUAUUUCGAAAAUCACUCGACGUAUCAGAAACUUUGACGCAAGAAGAGCGCCACAAAGUCUCGUUUCGCCUUCCGCCAGCUGAAGAGGACGCCAUUGUUCAAGCGAAGACGCGUUAUACUUCUCGUGCAUCACUGGUGCAAGGCUGUCUCGAAAGAGGUGCCUUGGAUUUGACAGAUGAUGAGAUAGACAUUAUAAUCAGAGGUGUUGCAUCAGGCCCAGCAUCAGUAGGCGACAGUCUCCUAAGCUUCUUGACGCAGCAGUCUCCAGAAGUCAAAGAGUUGGCUGACAAAGUAUACGAGAGUAACGACUUUACUGACCCGGGUGAGCUGAAGGCGAUACUCCAAUGCUACAAAGAGCAGGGUUAUCGUAAGGAGCAGAAGCGAACAACAAGACAAUUACAUCGUCACCGACUGGUCGAGCGCCGCUACCUUGAAUUGCUGCAGGACAGCAUACAAAGGGACAAAACCAGUCAUGGAAAUGCCUUGAAAAGGAGGGCCCUUGAGCAGAUCAUGAGGGAAACCAAAGGUCAGGUCGAGUUUCCUCAGGCCCCUACCAACGAUUCGACAUCUCGGAAAAUCCAGGAUUUCGCCAUAAAAGCACAACGCAAGCCAUACCUAGAUAUCGGCAUAUGGGGCUUUGCAAUUUUACGCCUCGAUUAUAGAGAUGACACUUUAUGGGAAUCGUACAAGUCGCGUGUGGAGACGUGUACUCAAAAGGUCCUCACCGCCAACGAUGUUCCCGAAAAUGUAUGCCGGAUGCUGCGAUUCACCUACCUCGAAGACGAAAGUGCUCUGUCUGGAGAGGUUGACCAGACUAAGCUAGUGAAAUACUGGAGAGACAACAGAUGGAAUGAGAACGUGCAUAUUCACAUGAACCACGAUUUCUUCCUCUCUGCGGAUUGGAAAGCAAUGGACAACGAAAAUACCACCGACCCACCCAUGUACUUGCAUGAUGCCUAUAUUGAGGAGAUGCCGACCGACUUAUCUUCAUUUCCUGGUUAUAUCACGAUGACUGCUCUGCAUUUCUGUUCGAAGGGCAUUGCUGGGAUCAACGAUGACCGGCAGUACGUCAGGUCGAUAUGGGAUAUCCUCCAUUGACACAUGAUUUGUGAUACCGAUAGAGACGCAAGGGAGAAACCGAUAAGGAACUAGACCUCGGUAGGCCGCCCUCAGCCUGAUCCUUCGCAGAUCUGCCUUGUUAGGUUGCCAAUCAUAUACCAAGAAUAAGAGGGAGAAAAUAACCACUCGACACCAACCAUCAAACAUGCCC
This is a messenger RNA of Aureobasidium pullulans EXF-150, 1323 nucleotides long. RefSeq lists its product as uncharacterized. Lineage: Eukaryota; Fungi; Ascomycota; Dothideomycetes; Dothideales; Saccotheciaceae. The transcript is spliced from 2 exons. The coding region runs from base 21 to 1151 and encodes 376 amino acids. The record is from RefSeq and is a predicted model, not a curated record.